AUGUUUAGGAGUUGUUUAAAUUCUUCCGUUUGUGUAUUUUCCAGCAAAAUGGCGGAAGAAGAGGACGAGACCGGCUUCGACGAGGAGCUGGACGACGGCACCAGUGGAGUGGACGUCGGCCACGGGAGGAGGAAAAGGCUCUUCUCCAAGGAGCUCCGGUGUAUGAUGUAUGGGUUUGGCGACGACCAGAACCCGUACACGGAGUCCGUGGACAUCCUGGAGGACCUGGUCAUCGAAUUCAUCACGGAAAUGACCCACAAAGCCAUGUCCAUUGGACGCCAGGGCCGCGUCCAGGUGGAGGACAUCGUCUUCCUCAUUCGCAAAGACCCCAGGAAGUUCGCCAGAGUCAAAGACCUGCUGACCAUGAACGAAGAGCUGAAGAGAGCCCGGAAAGCUUUUGAUGAGGCCAAUUAUGGCUCAUAA
Menidia menidia (Atlantic silverside) is the source of this 423-nucleotide messenger RNA. NCBI's taxonomy places the organism in Eukaryota, Metazoa, Chordata, Actinopteri, Atheriniformes, Atherinopsidae. The record is from the annotation of a GenBank genome assembly.